UAUUUUUCAUUAAUUUUUUGUUUCUACAAUGCGACAAAACAGUAAAGAGGUUUAUACAGUGCAAACAUAUCAAAAGUACAGUCCAUAAUAAUUAAAAGCACCCACAGUAGAAUCGCAUAAAUUACCACCCCACCCAACUCCAAGCCAACGUUACAAUAGAUGAAAAGUUAAUCAGAACUUUAUCACCACAGAGCUGUAUUUAUAAAAAUAAGGUAUAUGACCUACUAACUAAUCUAUAAGUAUAAAUUCUCGGAACAUUCGUUCCGCCUGUUGUCGCUGAAUGAAAUUUCAUUCCUCCUCAGCGCCGAGGACGUGCCGUGCGGGGAUUGAUGGGAUAUUGGAGGACCAUCAGCUGUUCGGGAAAAUGGUGUUGAUGAAAGGUGAGGCGAUUGGAGUCCUGUUGCUGUGGCAACCAACGUGAUUUUCCUCUCCCUAAAUUAAUUUGCAAUGCGAUUGAAUUUAAAUUAAGGUUUUUGUAGACGAUCUUCACGUGAUUCGCAGCUGUCGCUGUUUGCGAGUAUAGAACCGUGUGUAUAGCUAUCGCUGAAAUUCCGUCUGUGAAAAACAUGGGUGAAUUAUGCUUCUGUUGUAUCCUUUGGAAUAAAAGUUGCCAGCUUUCCUCUAUCCCUCUACAGAUGAUUUACUACUUAAAUAUAUGUUAUUAUAUAUUUUAUUUUCUUACCACUUUGCUCAUGGUUAUCUACAAAAGUCAGGUUUUUAGUUUCCCAGAUGGAAAUCUGGCUCUUGAUUUGAUUCUUCUGAUUCUUAUGGUAAUUCUGGAAGUGAUAAGGCUAUACCAUGGUUUCAAAGGGAACCUGACUGAAGAAGCAAUUCCAAUAGUUAUUAACAUGGUUCUGACAAUUGGAAGUAUGUUGUUUUCCUUGUACUACUUGUUGUGGCAGACCUAUGUGCUGAGAGCGGAUGUUAUAAUCAAUGCAAUCCUGCUGGUAAUUUAUGGAUUGGAGGAAGUACUGGACAUAAUUGCUAUUUCAGCUUUUGUGAGGAUCUACGCAUGAUGUGAUUGGAAUGAUGCAGCAUUCGUUUCAUUUAUCCACCAUUCCUAUCUCCUGGAUGACUUUGGAGUUUGUAUCAUAGGAUCAACAGUUUUUUAUUAAAUUUUUGUGGGAUAUUAUGUAAAUAUUGGUUAAUAUUCCUAUUAUGUAUUUUUGUAUUUUCUAAUUAAUCUAAUAGCUGCCUCCAAGAGGAUCCACAAACUUCUGAGGCUGCUGCUUUCCUCUUUUCAUUCAAUGUCACAAAGUGCCGCUGUUUAUCCUGUAUUAUCUCACAAUACACCACUCUGCUCAGAGACAAUGUCAUUUAUUCAGUGUUCUAAUAGGAUGCCAAGUGAAAAGGAAGAUGGAUAUACAUCUUAAAGCGUUGUCCUCUGCACUGAAUGACAAAUUCUUUUGUCAAUUGAUUGUGAACAAAAUUUUCAAUUUUAUUCUUUUGAGGGAAAGUAUCUAAUUUGUCAUAAUAAAACUAAUUAUAAAGUUCGAUGUUUCAAAGUACACUUAUUAUCUAAGUAUGUAUGUAGUAUACAAGCCUGAAAUUCAUUUUCCCACAGGCAGCCACUAAACAGAAAUGGAACCUGUUCAAAGAAAAU
Molecule: messenger RNA, 1603 nt
Organism: Hypanus sabinus (Atlantic stingray)
Lineage: Eukaryota; Metazoa; Chordata; Chondrichthyes; Myliobatiformes; Dasyatidae
Product: transmembrane protein 80-like
Exons: 6
Coding region: 567-1016 (149 amino acids)
Biological process (GO): non-motile cilium assembly
Cellular component (GO): ciliary transition zone
Source: RefSeq, a predicted model, not a curated record